Hemiscyllium ocellatum (epaulette shark) is the source of this 2933-nucleotide messenger RNA. RefSeq names its product transcription factor B1, mitochondrial (gene tfb1m). The transcript has 8 exons. Gene Ontology annotation, biological process: transcription initiation at mitochondrial promoter; rRNA methylation. Lineage: Eukaryota; Metazoa; Chordata; Chondrichthyes; Orectolobiformes; Hemiscylliidae. Gene Ontology annotation, molecular function: mitochondrial transcription factor activity; rRNA (adenine-N6,N6-)-dimethyltransferase activity. The coding region runs from base 129 to 1157 and encodes 342 amino acids. The record is from RefSeq and is a predicted model, not a curated record. Gene Ontology annotation, cellular component: mitochondrial matrix.
UUCUGAUGAAGGGCUUUUGGCCGAAAUGUCGAUUUUCCUGCUUUUCGGAUGCUGUGGUUUUCCAGCACCACUCAGAUCCAGAAUGGGGACUGGCUCACCUUAGGCUGAGAAUGUAAAGAGCUUGCACCAUGGCAACAACAGGGAAAAUGAUUUCUUCUCGUUUGCCUCCUCUUCCCACCAUUGGAGAAAUUAUCAAGUUAUAUAAGCUGAGAGCUAAAAAGCAGCUAUCUCAGAACUUCUUGUUGGAUUUAAGAUUAACAGAUAAAAUAGUUCGGCAUGCUGGGAAUCUGAAGAACUCCUAUGUCUGUGAAGUGGGCCCGGGCCCAGGUGGCAUCACUCGGUCAAUUCUUAAUACUGGCAUUGCAGAAUUACUUGUGGUUGAAAAAGAUACUAGAUUUAUUCCUGGUUUACAGUUGCUGGCUGAAGCAGCACCUGGGAAAAUGCGCAUCAUUCACGGAGAUAUUCUGACCUGCAAGCUGGAAAGGGCUUUUCCAAAGCAUUUUCAAAAUGUGUGGGGAGGUGACCCUCCAAAUGUGCACAUCAUUGGCAAUCUUCCUUUCAGUGUUUCAACACCUCUCAUUAUCAAAUGGUUGGAGAAUAUUGCAAAUCGUAAUGGACCAUUUGUCUUUGGGAGAACACAGAUGACACUAACAUUUCAAAAGGAGGUUGCAGAGCGUCUCACAGCAAGUACUGGCAGUAGGCAAAGAAGCAGACUGUCUAUAAUGGCUCAAUACUUGUGUAAUGUAAAGAACUGCUUUACUAUUCCAGGCAGAGCCUUUGUUCCAAAACCUAAGGUUGAUGUCGGAGUUGUGCACUUCGUGCCUUUGGUGCAACCACAGAUUAAUCACCCCUUUAAACUGGUGGAAAAAGUGGUGAGACAUACCUUCAGCUUUAAGCGAAAGUACUGUCGAAGAGGAGUUGAAACGUUAUUUCCUGAAGCUCAGAGAUUACAGCUAACAGAACAAAUGCUGUGUACUGCUGAUGUUGACCCUACACUUCGACCAGGUGAACUUUCGAUACCUCAGUUCAGCGCUCUUUGUGAUGCAUAUAACCAACUGUGCAGUGAAAACCAAAAUCUUUUCACUUAUGACUUCAGAGAAGAAUUACGACAAAAGAAGCUUUUGCAUAAACCAAAUAAUCAGAAGAAUGUGAGAUAAGUGAAGGUUAAAACUUCCAAAAUCUGGAUAUUUGUAUUAAUUACUAAAGCUAUAUCAAAUUGACAUUCAAUAAAAAUGCUCUUAAGAUCUGCUUUAUCAUUCAAAUAAAAUGCUUCCAUUAGAAUGGUUUACAUCUAACUUGGGUAAAGCAAUAUGCAUUUGUAAUGGAAGGAAUUGAAAACUUAUUUUUAGGGACUGCACUGUUUUAUCCAGUGUAUUGAUGGGCAAUAUAGCAGAAAAGCUCUGAGGCUGAAUAAUGAGGCAAAUUAUGUUGGUGAUUUCAAACUGCAUUAAUACAUUGACCAUAGUUUUUAUGAAUAUGGGUUUAUGGCUGUAGCUUCCCAGACAGAUAUCAGUAACUGAGAAGAAGCUGUUAAAAUUGAGUUCAAAAGCAUGGACCAGUGUUCAGGAAAUAUUCAAGAUAGCUGGUUGAAGUGGGACGAAUAGUAUUGGAUACAUUCCUAAAAUAUGAUGAUAAUGGUUGAGUUUACAACAAAUUGUGCAGUAAGGAUUGUAGAGAUUGGUGUGCUCACUUGUACCAAAUUACAUUAAUUUCUUCUCUUUGCCUCCCUUUACUGAACCUUGAGGUUAAACUAACUUUGAAAAUCUCCAGAGUUUGGAUUAUACAGGUAGCAUAUUGAUGCAUCAAUUGACCAACAAUGUCUCGACCAAAGAGCAAGUUUAAUUACAGCUGUUUCUCUCUCAAGCUCAAUUCUGCAUACUGAUUGCAUCAUAAUGGCACUGAUGGAUAGCAUAUUUGAUCUCUACAGUGCUCUCAAACAUUUAUUGAAUUUUUCUUGCGAAUGAAGCUGUUCAGAGAUGGUAUUACACCUUUUGGGCAAGAAGGCCCAGGUUCAAAUCCCACCUGCUCCAAAGGUAAGCAUACAGCACCACAAGUACCCCAUUAUUCAUUGAACUGGUUGUGUAAAAACUGCAAGAUUCUUAUCAUUUAAAUUAUUCAGUCAUGUUUUGAAGAGAUUCAUUGACUAGGCCAACAUGUACUUUCCAUAGAAGUGGUGUUUCCUUUUGGUUGCUUGAUGUUCCAGUUUUGAUGUGGUACAUUUAAAAAUGUUGGUUAUUCUAUAUAAGUAUGUUGAGAAACUUUAUUAGAAAUGCUACAACAAUGGGGGACAGGUUUUGGAGGAAGUUAGUGUGGUCACUGGUGUUAAAGACUGUAUUCAGGUUGAGGAGGAGGGUUAUGAGGAGGGUUACAUUGCCUCUGUCACCUUGGUUACCUAGAUUGUUCAGUGAUUCCAAAGGAUCUUUCAAUUGAAUAUCAUCAAACCUGCCUAUUUCCAUUCUAGAACACCACCUUUCUCUUCCCCUGUCUUAGUUGCUGAUGAAAUGCUCAGCUAUGGUCUUGUUACCUCUAGACCAGACUAUUCCAAUGCACUGCUGGGCUGGCUUCCUUCAUUCAUUUCUAUAAACUUAGGAUAGCAGUGGCAAAGCUUAUCUUGUGACAAAUAUCUUUUCUUCACUAUCCCUGUGCUCACUGAUCUACCCUAGCUCCAGGUUUGUGACAAUUUCAAAAUUUUAACCCUCGUUUUUAAGUUAGUCUAGUGGGUCCCCUUCUCUAUCUCUGUAAUCUUGUAACUCUCAUAUCUAUGCUACUGUAACUCUGGCCUCUCAUACAUAUACUCUGUUCUAGAAUCUCGUUACCCAAUUUUCCUCCAAAGACCAAGCUGUCUUUUCCACCAAUCUUUUUGAUGUGCCUCUGUCAGGUUUUCUUUAUAAUGUCUAAUAAAACAUCCAAUGCUGUUUUAUAAAGACACUACA